CGGCCACGUGCAGGAUCGCCUGGAGACUUGGUGAUGACGUCUGUGUGUGGUCAGGUCCCGCGGUGCAUGCUGGGACGGACCAGAUUUGAACAAUGUCCGCCAUCUUCGUGUGGUGAAGUGCAAAGGCGCAGCUCAGCGAGGUGCUGUGCGUGCGGCUACAGCAGCCUCAUGGCUUCAACGUGUGUGCAGGUUAACUUGGAGCUGGGACAUAGGGCUACCUACCGUAAGAAGCCCACACCUGAAGGUUUCACCCACGACUGGAGUGUGUUUGUUCGAGGCCCGGAAGGUAACAACGCAGCACACUUCAUCGACAAGGUAGUCUUUCACCUGCACGAGAGCUUCCCUAAGCCAAAGCGAGCUGUGAAGGAACCCCCAUAUGAAGUAUCAGAGUCAGGAUAUGCUGGCUUCCUUCUGCCUAUUGAUGUAUACUUCAAGAAUAAGGAAGAGCCUAGAAAGCUCCAUUUUCAAUAUGACUUGUUCCUGUACACGGACAUGCCUGUCAACAACAUCCGCCCAGAGAGACUCACCUUCAACAACCCCUCUGAAGAGUUUCGAAGGAGACUUAUCAAAGGAGGGGGGGUUGCAGUUUUCCCAGAAGAUAGCGGUAAGAUGGUGUCCCCGGCACUAACUGGUCCUCCUGCACAGCCUCUUCACAGACAGCACCCAGCCAAGGAUAAAGGGAAAAUACCCAAGUCUUCUAGUACUUCCAGUUCUAAAGAUGGGAAAACAGUUUCGAAAGAAGCUAAAGGCCCAAAGGAAGGGAAGACUGCAUCUAAAGAACCAAAGUUCUCUACAAAGGAGGUUAAAACUGUAUCUAAGGAGGAGAAACCUUCAGGGAAAGAUGUCAAGCCUGCUCCAAGGGCAUCUGUGCUGCAGGAGGCUCCCCUUUUUCCGGACACUCCCUCUGUGAAAGAAGGAAAGGCUUCUCAAUUAAAGAAAGAAGGAAAAGUAUCCAGCAAAAGGCCAAGUGAGUCUUCAGCUGGUGAUUCAAUUAAAAAGAAAACAAAGAAAAGUAGCUCUGCUGGGGAGGCAGCUCAAAAAAGAGACAAAGCAAAACCUUCCAAGGCAAAAGUGGAAGGAGACUCUAAGCCAAAGGUUAAGGUUGAACCCAGCAGAAGCCAGCCCAUGGCUGUGGUGAAACCUCAGACUAUUGCCAAGAAGGAACUCCCCACAUUUGCCAGCCAGCUGAGCGAGGAUGAGGAGGAUGAGAGCAUGGAGGGGGAGGAUGGUGACACGGGGAACCCCAGCCCCACAUCCAGCUUUUCAUCCCUCCCCACCGGUGGAGCCGGGGGCGCUCUCAACUCACUCAUGGCUGAGCUCGGUGACCAGGAGAACGACGAUGACGAUGAUGAUAAUGAGGACUACAGUAUUGGAACAUCACCACCAUUCCAGAGCCAGCCAGAGACUGCCUCCCAACAGCCGCUGCUGCAGAGUGAUGGUGAGAGUGCAGGCAGCAAUGCCUCCAUUAAAGAUGUGAAAAUUAACACUUCUCCUUCCAAACAGAAGACAAAGAGUAAACCGAAAGGAGACCGAAGGCACAAGAUGUCUAACGGCCAGCCAAACAAUGAGUAUCUGAACGAGCUGUUAGAGCUGCAUCAGCGCAUUGUGACUCUGAAGGAUCGCCAACAUCUGCAGAGAAUAGUAAACCUCAUUGAGGAAACAGGACACUUCAAUGUGACCAAGACUACAUUUGACUUUGACCUUUGUAGACUUGACAAGGUUACAGUCAGAAAGCUCCAGAGCUGUCUAGAUGGUUUAUGAGCAGGUUGGUUCUGUCUGACUGUACAGUAUGAAGACCAAACUUAAAAGGACAGUGGAAAUGGCCACUCUGUUAGGGCCUUAUGCAGUAUGAGGUUAUUUAUGUUGUCUCCGUGUGGCUCCAAGUCACAGAGGUUUUAAGGCUCUGCUGAAGUAUGGCAGGUGCCAGGACUAUUUAUACUCUUAAACGUAGUGUGAUUGUAUGUUUUAGUGAUAUUAACAACUAAAGGGCCCUGCCUUUGUACAGAUACUGUCAGUUGUCAAGCAACAUUGGUGGGCACAGUGCAUGUAUCCAUGUACAACUUGAAUACUAUCCCUCAAUACAGGUCACAUUAGGUAGCCUUAGGAAGGGACCAUUGAGGAAAAUAUUCUGACAGAUUCUGGAGAGAAAUAAGCUCAUUCAAAUAACUAUUGACUGGAUCACAAGAUAAACAAUGACUUGAACUCGGCUCUCUUUAAGUUUUAACUAUUGCAGCUUGUUUUAGUGUACAGAGAUCUUGACCUGGUAUUUUCAUGUAAAGGGCAGCUGUAGGCCACUCUGUUACACAAUACACAAAGGAGUAACCCCAGACUUUCUUAGGAAAACAGGUCAAGCUAUAUGCAGGAAUGUUUAUUCUCAUACAUGUAUGUCCCCGGGAAGUAAACUUGUGCUAGUCCAUGCCCACAGCUAUGCUGGAAAUGUCCAGCAGCAUUCUCAGCUCAGUGCAGCCAUCUGAAAUGGCUGUUAGACAUUCUCUCUUAUAGUUACACCAGACUACAAUCUCGUUGAGCUAAAAGCACCUCAUGUGUAAAGACCCAUAUAGCACUAAUCAACAGUAAACUGUUCGGAUAGCUAUCUCUCUCACGAUGGUACUAUAAGAAUAAGCGUCUGUUGUAUAUUUGGGUCUGAGAUUACCAACAAUCAUGUGUGAAAAGAACAAAACAACCAUUACAAAUAAACUUUAUCAUGAACAUGCCAACUUUCGAUAAGUGUGAGGAGGGGUGGAAAGAUCAUAUGCUGAAAUAGAUACUGCAAAGAUGUAUGGUUUAUAGGUCAGUCACACAAUGUUUUAAAGGACAUUUUGGUUAUAUAUCAAGAAGGUUUUAGUUGGACAGUUCAGACAUAAGUUAGAUUGUGCUAUGGAGAAUCUAGCUGGCCAUGACUUGGUGAUUGUUGCUUUAAAAUGGGACUAUGCUUACACAUGUAGGUACAUUUGUAUGCUUUGGGACUAUGAUGAGCUGAUUUUUAAACAUUUCCCCUGUAGACAAGGGUUAUUGUGUUGCUAUGUGUUAGGCAGCAUCAAAGUUUUUGUUUUUUCAUUAAUCUGCAGUCUAGUGGUGGACUUUUCUAGGGAAAGUAUCCGGAAGAACUUGGUUUGUAUGAGCACUCUAGCAAGCAGAAGAGCACAAAACAAGAUGUGGAAGUUUUAGCUAGAUGACCAAUGUAGUAGACCUGCUUUGUCACCUGUUCCUACCUACAUUUCUCUACUCACCUUUGUAGUUAGCACAACACUGCCACUGGAAUUCCAGAAUUGCUUAGUCAGUCACAGUAGACAGGAAAGUAGCUGGCCUGUUAAGAAAGUUUUCUUUUCCAUAAUUUUGACUAGGUUUUGUUAAGCAUGGGCACUAGAAACUGGAGCUGAUCAUAGGAAUAUGGAUGUGCGCAGAAGAGUAGACACUGGCUCUGAGUCCAGGUAACAGUGAUUACUGUUGUAUUCAUACUGCUGAUUUGUUUUGUACACCUUAUACAGGUCAUGUGUGACAUGUAGGGUGUAUGUACUUGUAUAUGAAGAGAUAACUGCAGCUGAGAAGUGUGUAGCAAAGGUGUUUUGUGAAAAACAGAGCCACAGAGAAACCUCCAGUCAAAUUGGCUGCAUGAUGUCACACAUAUUCAUCACUGCUUUUCUGAGAUUAUGACAACUUUUUAGACAGGUGGGUCCAGUCUGUAUGAUUUCCAAUGCCACGUGCUAAAUGCAUAAUGUAAUUAUAUUGCAUUUGCUCUGGCUGGCAAAUGUUAUUGCUUAGAGAAGCCAUGCCUGCACAUAUUACUAUCGUAUCUGUGAUACAUUGACACAAAAAGAGCUCAGGAGAAAUUAUUAAUUUACCUAGUUUGUCCGUUUUUUUCUCUCCAAACUUAUCUGUCUAACAUAGAAAGUGAUUGUAAAGAUAUCAGAAUGUUGCAAUAUGUUUUCUCCCUAGUGUAACUUGUAACAAAAGAACAUCACAAAUGGCAUUGUGAUGAAGAAGUGAAAAGACUUAUACAUGCAUGUCAAUUCCUUCAGUUGCAAACUAUUUCAUGUUGUACAAUACCAACAUAGAACACUUUUGUUGAAACAUUCUGUUCCCCAGCAUGUUGUUAGACAAAUAAAAACAUUUGGUUCACAA
Messenger RNA from Branchiostoma floridae (Florida lancelet), 4122 nucleotides. Its product is annotated as protein AF-9-like. Gene Ontology annotation, cellular component: super elongation complex. The record is from RefSeq and is a predicted model, not a curated record. Gene Ontology annotation, biological process: regulation of DNA-templated transcription. The transcript has 6 exons. Lineage: Eukaryota; Metazoa; Chordata; Leptocardii; Amphioxiformes; Branchiostomatidae. Bases 34 to 1761 code for a protein of 575 amino acids.